AUGGAUGCUAUAAAAUUGAAAAAUAUCAUAUAUAAAUUUUUAGAGAAUGAAAAUCAAUUAGAUUUAAAUUACGAUAUUAAUGAUGAUCCAACAUACUUUGAGGAGAUAAAAGGGAGUUCAAAAAAAAAUUCAAGUAAUAUAUAUAGACCACGUAAUUAUGAAUUAAAUAGAACAUUAGAAAAAAUUAAAGGAUUCUUAGAUGUAGAAAUGUCAUCUAAAUACGAACUUUUCUGUUUCUUUUGUAAAUAUUAUUAUAAUAAAGAAUUUUUGGGAGAAAGAAAAAAAGAAAUAAGGGAUAACGAAGUAGUAUUGGGGGAAUAUACUUUUAAAACUUAUGAAGAAAUAAAAAAUGAGGUAGAAAUAUUUGCAUCAGCUCUUUAUCAAUUUGAAGAAAUUGAAUAUAAUAUUUUUGAUGAUAAUGGAAUACAUAAUAAAUUAAAAAUAUUAGGAAUAUGGUCAAAAAAUAGAAUAGAAUGGUUUACUACUGAUAUGGCAUGUUCUGCUAUUGAUUUUGUAACUGUUCCAAUUUAUGAUACUAUGGGAAUAAAUUCAGUUAUACAUAUUUUUAAAAUAACAAAAAUGAGAAUAUGUUGUAUUGAAGCAGAAAAAUUGGAGUGCUUAAUAAAAAUAAAAGAUGAAUUAGAGAACCUAAACAUUUUAAUUAUUUAUGAUGAAUGGAGCUUAAAAGAAGACUUAAAAAAAAAAGCUAAUGAAGCAGGAUAUAAAGUAUAUUUUUAUAAAGAUCUAAUUGAUAAUUAUAAAAAUAAAAAUAUUAUUCCUCAAUAUUAUCAUUAUGAUAAAACGUUCUCAAAUGGACAUAAUAGAAAUAGUAGUAACGAAAAAAACAAUAGUGAUGAUAAUAAAUUAUCGACAAAUAAUAAGGAUGAUUUCAAUUGUGAAAAUAAUUAUGUAAAUAAUAUCAGUGAAAAAAAAAAUAAGAUAAGAAAAAUGUCUAAUGAAAAUGAGGAAAAGGAAAAAAUGAAUGAUAAAAAUGAUGAAGAAAAUAUUAUUGAAAAUAAUCGGGAAGAUAUUAAUGAAAAAAAUAAUAAUAUUUCAAAAAACAAUAUGGAGGAAAUAGAUGAAAAUUUAGUAAAUAAUAUUAAAAAAAAUAAAAAUAAUUUAAAUAAUGUGUGUACAAUAAUUUUUACAUCUGGUUCAUCAGGUACUCCUAAGGGUGCUAUGAUAACACAUUACAAUUUUAUUACAUUUAUACAAAGUUAUUUAAUUGAUUGUAAUAGAUUAGGUUUAAAGAAAUAUGAUAUUAUUUUUAGUUAUCUUCCUUUAGCACAUGUAUAUGAACGUUUUAUUGAAUUCGCUGUUUGUUUUUUUGGUGCAAAAAUUGGAUAUUUUUCUGGUAAUGUGAAAGAGUUAUUAAAUGACAUGAAUGAAUUGAAACCAACAUUUUUAAUAACUGUUCCUAGAAUUUUACAAAAAUUUCAUGAUAAUAUUAUGGAAGGUUUAAAAAAUAAAUCUUUUGUUACAAGAAUGCUAGUAAAGACAGCAAUAAAAAAUAAGAAAAAUAUUUACUUAAAAAAUUCCAAGAAAUUUCAUCAUAAAGUUUAUGAUUUAAUUUUACAACCAAUUAGAAAUAAAUUUGGGGGAAAUAUAAGAACACAAGUAAUGGGUUCAUCGUCAAUGGAUAGAAAUAAACUGAUUGAUUUGCAAAUGAUUUUUUCAUCUCCUAUAACAGAAGGAUGGGGAAUGACUGAAGUGGGUAUUAGUUUUUUACAAAAUCGAUUUGACAAGACAAAAGGAACAAUUGGGGGUCCUUUUUCUAAUGUUGUAUUUAAAGUAGUUAAAGUUGAGAAUAUGAAAUAUAACCCGAAAGAAUAUCCUAAUAAAGGUGAGUUAUGUAUUAAUGGUAGUAGUAUUAUGGCUGGCUAUUUUAGAAAUGAAGAACUUAAUAAAAAAUCAUUUGAUGAAGAUGGAUUUUUUUUUACUGGUGAUGUUGUAGAAGUAAGUGAAAAAAAUGAGUAUGUUAGAAUUAUUGAUAGAGCUAAAAAUAUCUUUAAAUUAGCACAAGGAGAAUAUAUAGAACCAGAGAAAUUGGAAAAUAUAUAUUCGAAUAGUUUUUAUAUUGAUAACAUAUUUGUUCAUGGAUAUAGUUAUGAAAAUGAAUUAGUUUCUAUUAUUGUUCCUAAUGAGAGUAGUGUCCUUGAUUAUGCUAAAAAAAAUAACUUGAAUUUACCAUAUGAAGAAUUACUAAAAUCUGAUGCUAUUCAUAAACUUUUUUUUGAAGAACUCUUAAAUAUUUCUAAAGUUAAUAAUCUAAAUGGAAUUGAAAAAAUUCGUUUGUUUCAUUUAACGCAUAUUCCUUUUUCUAUAUAUAACAAGCAACUUACUCCAACACAUAAAAUUGUUAGAAAUGUUAUUCUAAAGGAUUAUGAAACUAUUAUAAAUGAUCUAUAUGAAAACAGAAAAAAAUAA
Molecule: messenger RNA, 2427 nt
Organism: Plasmodium gallinaceum
Lineage: Eukaryota; Apicomplexa; Aconoidasida; Haemosporida; Plasmodiidae
Product: acyl-CoA synthetase, putative
Exons: 1
Coding region: 1-2427 (808 amino acids)
Cellular component (GO): endoplasmic reticulum; membrane
Molecular function (GO): long-chain fatty acid-CoA ligase activity
Source: RefSeq, a predicted model, not a curated record